UGUUUUGCUCUGCCCUCAGUUUAGAGACACACAGCAGCCCUGACACCACACGGAAUUAUACAACUCUCCAGCCUAGGAAUCUGGGGCAUGUGCCCCCCCACCACCAUCACCACCAACAACACCAACCCCACCCCCACCCCCUCCUCCCUUGGCAUCCUAUUGUUUUUUGAUCUGACCUUUCCCUGCCUCCCUGUGUAGAAGGAAACCUACCAACUCCUCACCCUCCUAAAGAUUUGACGUAGUCACCGACUUCAAAGCUUCCCAACUCUUACCAAUAAGCAUCACCAAGAGCCUCCAGGAUCAGAAUGAACGUCCCCUAAAGCCUGUGUCCCAGCCUCUGGUUUCUGUUACCCUGUGAAGGAGACGAGAAUGUCCCACGUGCACUUUGCUGUGGUUCUUCUCCUGGUCAGAUGUCUACUCUCCGUCGCACUAGUGUUCCCAAAAGAUCUGAGCCCUCUUAGAAGUGUUGAUGCAGCAAGCACUAAAUCCUAUCCAUGGUUCCGGGGACUGACCGACGACGACUCCGCACACCUUGGUCUGGACUUCCAAAAGAUGAUCCGGCUCAACCAAACUUUGUUUGUUGCUGCAAGAGACCACGUAUAUGCCAUUGAUCUGAGGAGAGCCAAAGACAUGAUUUCACCGGACAGGUAUAUAACAUGGAAGACUCAAGAUAUGGACAACUGCGCUAUGAGGGGCAAGCAGGAGGAGUGCUAUAACUACAUCAAGGUUCUGGUACCCAAAAACGACCAGACGUUUAUUGCUUGCGGCACCAAUUCAUUCAACCCGAUGUGCCGAAACUACAAGAUCAAAACCCUGGAGCAGGAAGGGGAGGAGUUUAACGGCCAGGCGCGCUGCCCCUUUGACGCCAAGCAAGCCAGUGUCGCUCUCUUUGCAGAUGGAAAUCUGUAUUCUGCAACUGUGGCCGAUUUCCAGGCAAGUGACGCCGUCAUAUACCGCAGCCUAGGGGAAAAGAGCCCAGUCCUCCGCACCGUCAAGUACGACUCCAAGUGGCUGAGAGAGCCCCACUUUAUACAUGCGGUGGAAUAUGGAAACUACGCCUAUUUCUUUUUCCGGGAGAUCUCCAUGGAAUACACCACCCUGGGAAAGGUGACUUUCUCUCGCGUAGCCAGGGUAUGUAAGAACGACAUGGGCGGCUCCCCGCGAGUAUUGGAGAAGUACUGGACCUCCUUUCUGAAGGCUCGGCUCAACUGCUCCGUGCCGGGAGACUCCUUCUUCUACUUCGACGUCCUGCAGUCCAUGAGCAACAUCCUCACCGUCAACGGGCGGCCCGCCGUCGUUGGGGUGUUUGGCACUCAGGCCAAUAGCAUCACCGGCUCAGGGGUAUGUGCCUUCUACAUGGAGGACAUCGAAAGAGUCUUUAAUGGGAAGUAUAAAGAGCAAAAGACCACUGAAUCUGCUUGGACCCCAAUUCUAGAGGAAAAGGUCCCGACCCCCAGGCCUGGCUGUUGUGCAGGAUUUGGAAGUGCGGCUUCAUACAAGACCUCCAAUGAGCUCCCGGACGAGACUCUCUCCUUUAUCAAGUCUUUCCCUCUCUUAGAUGAAGCUGUGCCAUCCAUAACAGAGACACCCUGGUUUACAAAGACAACCAGCAGGUAUAAAGUGACCCAAAUAGCCGCAGACACCUCCGCCGGACCCUAUGGAAAUUACACGGUCUUGUUCCUGGGAUCGGAUGACGGAAAGGUUCUAAAGGUUCUUUCUGGAACUACAGAGAAUUCCACUGUGGAAACUCUGCUUCUGGAAGAGAUCAAUGUCUACAGCUAUGAUAGGUGCGGUGUGAAGAUGGAGGACGGAAGGAUCCUGGGGUUACAGUUGGACCGUGAGAAUCAUGCGCUGUUUGUGGCGUUCUCCAGCUGCAUCAUCCGCGUUCCGCUCAGCCGUUGUGAUGCAUAUGGGACCUGUAGACGAAGCUGCCUGGCAUCAAGAGACCCCUACUGCGUGUGGUUAAAGUCGGGGACUUGCGCCAGCUACCGGGGUGACAUAAGGGCUGGUUUCGAACAGGAUAUUGAGCAAGCGAAACAUCGGGGAAACUGUCAAGAUGUUGUCACUGCGUCAGGAAACACAGACAGGGAAGGGGACUCGGCUUAUGGGAAAAACCCGGCCAGCAGCGACUUCACCAUUGCCAGUGUUGCCUCCCUUGGGGUAGUGACUCUCCCAGGCGGGCAUGGCUACCCCCCACCAGGUGUGACUUCAGACGGUUACUACCAACUCUCUGCCUGGCACACUCUUAGAACCCAGGGUGUACGUCAGGAAGCUGCUGGAAAAGAGGCCACCAAGACGGUCCACUUUACCUUCCUUAUUGGCUGUGUCUUCGUAGCCUUUGUUGUGGGAGCCAUCUUCUCUGGUCUCUUUGUGUCUUGUUACUGCAACCAUAUGUUCCAGAAAAGUAAGCACAUUGGGAAGGACCCAGAGUCCAGUCUUCAGAGACCACUGUCCCUGAGGAGCCUGGCAAAGAUGAAUGGACUACUAGACAGCCAAUCCAAGGAAGGAAUGAUGGAAGCUACUUCUCCGAAGCUCUACACUACACUACUGCACGGUGAAAAAGAGCAGCCAGCAGAGGCAACCAAAGCUGGGACGAAAGAACAUCCUGAGCUCCAGGGUCUUCCCACACCAGAGUCCACACCAGAACUGCCCAUGAAGAACCUCAAGGCCUUUAAGAACCAAUGGGAAAGGAAUCAGAACUGUAACAAUGCCAAAGAAAUCCAAGGCAAGAGUCCAGUGUUUCAUUUCCCCAUAUCCAAUUCUCAAGUCUUUCAGUUUCCUAGCACCAUGGUCCUCCCAAGUAGCAUGCAUGGCUACGACCAGCCCCUGCCCACCUACACAGAUGAGAAGAAGAUACCCAACUGUGAAAGGGCUCUCCUACGUCACUCGCAGUGUUAUCUCCCGAAAGGGGUUGAGGUGACCACUCUAGAUGAACUCCUCAAGCACCUUCCAGAAAGUGGCGGAUCGCCAAGGAAAAUGUCAGGCAUGAUGGCUUUUAGCCCACAGGCCGUCAGCCCCCAUUCACCCUUGUCCUUUAUGAACAGAGUCCAGCCCCAAAUUCCCGACACUGAAAGUGCACCUUAUUACAGCUCCUCAACACUUCCGAGGGACAGUCUGCCCAGGAGACUUGACAUACCACCAGAUGUUUCUCCCCAGUCCUGCUUGGAGAAACAGUCUAGGCACCCGUCUCAGAGACAUUCUCUCUCCUCUGGACACAAACUCAUGAACUUGGGUCCAGGAGGGCCGAUGGUUUCUAGACAGCAUAGCCUGGGACAAGGUGGCAGGCAACAUCCUGCCCCUCUUCUCACCAGGAUGCACUCAACGGGCACACCAGUGCCUAUGGAUAGCCACAACGUCUUUCUCUCCCGGCAGCACAGCUACUCAGAGCAAAACCCAAUGCAGAGAAGUAUGGUGAAAAGGACCCUCUCAUUGAGGCCAGAAGUGUCAUCAAACCCUGUGUUCCUACCAUCUUCUCCCGUAAAGGAUGCAAAUCAGUUUAAGUAUUAAAAAGAUCAGUUUAGCUACUCUACCAACCAAAGGACACUUAGAACAAUUCUAAACUCAGUUGAAGAAAUGUGAAAACUGAUGCUGUGAACUUUGCCUUGGUGUUCUGAAAUGCCCUCGCCACAGAGUACUUUCAAAGACAUUGAAUGUCACGUAAUCUCCAGCAAACAAGAGUGUUCCAAGAAACGACUGGAGAGUGUGCGAAGCGGUGAGACGGUCUACGCCACCAACGCACCCAUGAACUGCCUUGAUGUCCUAGGGUGACAGCACGUGAGACACUGUUGGAGGGCAGACAACUGCUGUUUUAUUUUAAAAGUAUUCUACCUAGCUACAGUGUAGGCCUCUACUUGGAGCACAUGACCCGCAUAUGUUGACAACCGAUGUCCAUUUAUGCACCAGGAGAGCCUGCCCCAUCACCUGAUUGGUGGAUGUGAUUUGGGAGGGUGGGAAAUGGGGUAACCUCACAGAUCAUCACAAAUAAGUAUCAAUCCAACGGACUUAAAUUACCUGUAUCUCUGAGCCGAAGAAUAGCACUAACGAGACCCAUGAAAUGGACAGUCACGCGUUUCAUGGCCGCAGUUGGAUGAAGAAAGGAUACCUCAAGAGGAAUAGAUCAAAUGUAAAUUAAAUUUAUAUAUACAUACAUGUAUAUAUAUAUAUAUAUAUAUAUAUAUAAAGAUAUAUAUAUAUAUUUCACAAUCUUAACUCCAUAUAAAAGGAGGUUAAAAUACCCUACUGUGUAGGGGUUAGAAACUCACUUCUAUAUUAAUGUUUCUGAAAAUGUAUAGAUCAAAAAUAAACAUUAAAAAAAAAAAAUGAAAAUGAAGAAUUAGUCGGAAGUCGGUGCCUGAGCUAAUGUGUAGCGUCACCCAUCCAAUCAGGUGUACGUCAAUGGACUUCAGCAUCGUGAAUCUCUCACCGCAGCAGUAUCAGAGAAACGGUCUCGUCUAGGCUGUUCUUAAAUCACCGGUGACUGUCAAAUAUAUUCCAGAUGAGGGUGAUGUAAAACAGCCGAGCUAUGAGCACCGUGUGCUCAACAUUGAUGGGGCCCCACGCCUGCCGUAUCUUUGGACUAGUGAUCGGAGGGAGUUGGCCGAGACUGAAAGUUCCUUCAGGAGAAAGGCGCUUGGCAAAGAGACUCUGCUCUUUAUUUGAAUCCAGAUAGGUCAAUGGAUAGUCUGUGUACAUGUGUGCCUUAUUUCAACCUAGUAUUAUGAACACUGCGAUUGUAGCAACACACGUCUGUAUUUAUUUUGUCACUGAGUGGUUCUUAUUUUUGCAAAGGGGUGCUUUCACUAGUGGAGCAACGCAACGCUCCACUGUACGUUGUCGGGAAAUGCCGUCUUGGUGGCUGCUAGCCAGGUUCACGUCUAUAGGCGCCGCAGAUUUAUUUAUUUUGCCCAUCAGAUUUCCCUAGUACUUAGUUUUCAUGGGUUUUCACCAGUAUGCCAGUAAAAAAUGAUCAUUAAUGCGCUCCAGGUAGUACCUCAUAUUAAAUCCUUUGAAUACGUAAAUUUGGUCACCCGGACUAUGCAGAUCUGCUCUGUGACCAGACUUCAGCUGCAAACAAGUCACGUCAUGGCUACUUUCCCUAUCUAGUUUUCAACGUAGGUCCUCAAAGGAAAAAUUAUGUAGAGAGGCCGCCGAGCGGUCUUUACUGGCAGCGGUAACUCCGGAUCCAUUUAUUGCGUUAUAAGGGACGCAGAAAUUGCGUAUAUCAGAGUUUAGGGUAGCAUUUAAUAAAACCGUAUGUAAAGUAUACCAAUGUACCUAAUCUUGUUUUGGUUAUCUAACUCAAAGGCAAUAUACAAAAUUUACAGAGGUUGUUCUAUAAUGGUAAAGGUAAAUUUACCGUAAAGCAAGCGCAGAGAAAAAAAACAAAAACAUUAUAGCAAGUUUACAAAAACAUCUUCAUGAAUAUUUCAUUUUUAGCGCGUGGCAAAAGCGUUGAUGAAUGGAGAGUUGUUCCAGACAAAAUAAAUGUUUUCUGGGUAAUAAUAUUCAGUAGGGGCCCUAAAAUGCUAGAGCACUCUACGAUUGAAGCACUCUAAAGGGGAUGCGGUCAAGAUGGCGGCUGUCAGGAUCUCAGGAGUCGGAAUGCCUACGCAGAAAUCCCGACAACCGUCAGAAUGCCAAACAACGGAAUCCCGUCAGGGCCAGGGGAUCGACAGUGUUACCUCCCCACUAUCGGGAUUUACUCUAUCGGGGUGCAAGCGUCGGUAUUCUUACUGCCGGCAUCCCGUCAGCCAGAAUAUCCUUCUAAAGUACUCUAGAGUAACGGCGACCAGCGUUUCCCUUUGAGAUGGAUCUAUUACCGAUUUACCGUACAGGCUUCUGAAAACUGGCUGGAAAAAUGCAGAAUUCGUUAUCACUCGAUGAUAGGUAGAACUUAAAAAAUGUCCAACUUUCGCUUAUUUGUCUCAUAAAUAGCUUAAAUCUCCCAAUCAUUCUUAUAGCUCGUUAUAGAUUAUGGUGACACGGAUCUAUUUACACUACUUAUCUUCACUCUUAUAGAAUGACCUCUUCAUCAGAUCAAAGAGAUAUAGGGGAACCACUAUAAACACUACUACUGCUGUGAAAGAAAUAUCUAUCAUCUAUUGAUUUUACAGUAAAUAUAAGUUCAUUACAAAGAAAUGAAUGACUUACUCCUGAGGUCCUUAUCUUGAGAGCCCUACAUUUCCAUUUAUCCACAACUGAAUCACCAAUGAAUGAAUGAAGAAAUAUAUAUGUGUGUGAUCACGUGUGGGUGUGUAUAAUAAGAAUUUACUUACCGAUAAUUCUAUUUCUCGGAGUCCGUAGUGGAUGCUGGGGUUCCUGAAAGGACCAUGGGGGGAUAGCGGCUCCGCAGGAGACAGGGCACAAAAAGUAAAGCUUUAGGAUCAGGUGGUGUGCACUGGCUCCUCCCCCUAUGACCCUCCUCCAAGCCUCAGUUAGGAUACUGUGCCCGGACGAGCGUACACAAUAAGGAAGGAUUUAUGAAUCCCGGGUAAGACUCAUACCAGCCACACCAAUCACACUGUACAACCUGUGAUCUGAACCCAGUUAACAGUAUGAUAACAGCGGAGCCUCUGAAAUAUGGCUCACAACAAUAAUAACCCGAUUUUUGUAACUAUGUACAAGUAUUGCAGAUAAUCCGCACUUGGGAUGGGCGCCCAGCAUCCACUACGGACUCCGAGAAAUAGAA
Molecule: messenger RNA, 6688 nt
Organism: Pseudophryne corroboree (corroboree frog)
Lineage: Eukaryota; Metazoa; Chordata; Amphibia; Anura; Myobatrachidae
Gene: SEMA6C
Product: semaphorin 6C
Exons: 20
Coding region: 370-3507 (1045 amino acids)
Biological process (GO): semaphorin-plexin signaling pathway; positive regulation of cell migration; negative regulation of axon extension involved in axon guidance
Cellular component (GO): plasma membrane
Molecular function (GO): semaphorin receptor binding; chemorepellent activity
Source: RefSeq, a predicted model, not a curated record